AUAAGGGUGUGAGCUCAGUCUUGUCAAACCCUAACAAUAUUUUCACUCUCUUUGAAGCCCCAACCAAUGGCUUCACGCAGACUAUUAUCCUCUCUUCUCCGGUCAUCCAGUCGCCGAUCCGUCUCCAAAUCUCCUAUCUCAAACAUCAACCCUAAGCUUUCUUCCUCAUCUCCAUCCUCUACGAGCCGCGCGUCUCCUUAUGGUUACCUCCUCACACGCGCGGCUGAGUACGCGACUUCCGCCGCCGCCGCUGCCCCACCUCAACCUCCUCCAGCGAAGCCCGAGGGUGGCAAGGGUGGUGGUAAGAUUACUGAUGAGUUCACUGGAAAGGGUGCGAUUGGGCAGGUUUGUCAGGUGAUUGGUGCCGUUGUGGAUGUGAGGUUCGAUGAGGGACUGCCUCCGAUUUUGACGUCUCUUGAGGUUUUGGACCAUUCGAUCAGGCUAGUGCUGGAGGUGGCUCAGCACAUGGGUGAGGGUAUGGUUAGGACCAUUGCCAUGGAUGGGACUGAAGGUUUGGUGAGAGGGCAGCGCGUCCUCAAUACUGGGUCUCCCAUUACAGUGCCAGUGGGUAGGGCCACCCUUGGACGUAUCAUGAAUGUCAUUGGAGAGCCAAUUGACGAGAGGGGUGAUAUCAAGACCAGCCACUUCUUGCCCAUUCACAGAGAAGCUCCAGCUUUUGUUGAUCAAGCCACUGAGCAACAGAUUCUUGUAACUGGUAUCAAGGUUGUUGAUCUUCUUGCACCAUACCAAAGGGGAGGGAAGAUUGGGCUGUUUGGUGGUGCUGGUGUAGGAAAAACUGUGCUUAUUAUGGAACUUAUAAACAAUGUUGCAAAAGCUCACGGUGGUUUUUCAGUGUUUGCUGGUGUUGGAGAGCGCACUCGUGAGGGUAAUGACCUGUACAGAGAAAUGAUUGAGAGUGGUGUCAUUAAGCUAGGGGAUAAGCAGGCUGACAGCAAAUGCGCCCUUGUAUAUGGUCAAAUGAAUGAACCCCCUGGUGCUCGUGCCCGUGUUGGUCUAACUGGGCUAACUGUGGCUGAGCACUUCCGUGAUGCUGAAGGACAAGAUGUGCUUCUCUUCAUUGACAAUAUUUUCCGCUUCACCCAGGCUAAUUCAGAGGUGUCUGCUUUGCUUGGUCGUAUCCCAUCUGCUGUCGGUUACCAACCAACUUUGGCUACUGAUCUGGGAGGUCUCCAAGAGCGUAUUACAACCACCAAGAAAGGUUCUAUCACUUCUGUCCAGGCUAUAUAUGUGCCUGCUGAUGACUUGACUGAUCCUGCACCUGCUACAACCUUUGCACACUUGGAUGCCACAACUGUGUUGUCACGACAGAUUUCUGAGCUGGGUAUCUAUCCUGCUGUUGAUCCCCUUGAUUCUACAUCUCGUAUGCUCUCUCCUCAUAUUUUGGGUGAGGAACACUACAAUACUGCUCGUGGAGUGCAAAAGGUUCUUCAGAACUACAAGAAUCUGCAAGAUAUUAUUGCCAUUUUGGGAAUGGAUGAGCUUAGUGAAGAUGACAAGUUGACAGUUGCCCGAGCACGGAAAAUCCAGAGGUUCUUGAGCCAGCCUUUCCAUGUUGCAGAAGUUUUCACAGGUGCCCCUGGCAAGUAUGUUGAGUUGAAAGAGAGCAUAACCAGCUUCCAGGGUGUGUUGGAUGGAAAAUAUGAUGACCUUCCAGAACAGUCAUUUUACAUGGUUGGAGGCAUUGAUGAGGUGAUAGCCAAGGCCGAUAAGAUUGCAAAGGAGUCAGCAUCCUAAACAGAAACGGAACUCUCUCUGCAGUCUUUUGUUCUCUUGUCCGGAAAAUUGCAGAAAUCAAAAAUAAUCUAGGUGAUGCUGGCAACAGGAUAUUAUUGAUUUUUUUGAGGUGAAAUGUGUUGGAUUAUGAAUUCCCGUUUUGAUGUGUUAUUGCAGAGUGUGAUAAUAUAGAACAGGGGACUGCCCUGCCUGCCAAGCCCCUCUUUUUUCUUUUUAUUUAUUUAAUAAGGGGAAAAAGAAAGGCGGGCAUGUAUAUUUUUCCUUUUCUAUUUUUUUAACCUGAGAACAUGAAACGUGACCAUUUUCACUUGGAA
Molecule: messenger RNA, 2069 nt
Organism: Hevea brasiliensis (rubber tree)
Lineage: Eukaryota; Viridiplantae; Streptophyta; Magnoliopsida; Malpighiales; Euphorbiaceae
Product: ATP synthase subunit beta, mitochondrial-like
Exons: 9
Coding region: 67-1755 (562 amino acids)
Biological process (GO): proton transmembrane transport; proton motive force-driven mitochondrial ATP synthesis
Molecular function (GO): proton-transporting ATP synthase activity, rotational mechanism; ATP binding; ATP hydrolysis activity
Source: RefSeq, a predicted model, not a curated record